AUGCCCGUCCAGCAACACGUCCUCAACUGGCUGUACAGCGUGCUCACCAGUGAAUAUCACGAUGUGAACCGCACAUACAGCGAUGUCGCGCGCGUCCUGAGCCGCUUCAGCACCCUGUCGCCACGGACCGAUGUACACACAUUCCCCAACGGCGCCAGCGCAUUGCUCCUGCACAUUUCGGGCACGAUACCGGUCAUAUUCCGCGCAAACACGUAUCGCUUCCCGAUAUCGAUAUGGGUUCCCCACGCGUACCCCCGCGAGCCUCCCCUUAUCUACGUAACCCCGACCGAGACCAUGAUGGUGCGCCCCGGACAGCACGUCGACCCUCAGGGCCAGGUCUACCAUCCAUACCUCGUGCGAUGGACCGAGUUUUGGGAUAAAUCGACCAUCGAGGAUUUCCUCAUGGUCCUGUCCGACGUUUUUGCCAAGGAACCGCCAGUCAUCUCCAGGCAGGCGCAGCGCCCGACGACCGACGCUCGACCGACGCCGACGCCUCCCCCCGUGCCUCCGCUGCCGCCGGAGAUGGCACCACCGACGCCUCAGACGCAGCCUCGGCCGAGCCCCGGCGAAUCCCAGCCGCCUCCACCGCCCCCGAAGCCUCACCAAGAGCCUCGUUCACCGCAGUCUCCGCCAUACCGCGGCCCGCCAGUUACCGGCUCGACGCAAUCCCCAACACCAUCGCGAUACGACUCUGCGCCCCCUCUUCCUUCGCAAUUCCAGAGCGUGGGACCUGCUGGCCGCCGCCCGCAACCACCGCCGCCUCUGGAGCAGCAAUCGCAUCAGUCGCAACCUCAGCACUUUGCUAGACCAACAAUGCCUCCUCACCCAAAUCCGCCAUCAGUACCAGACCAACGAACACAAGCGCCGCCGUAUGCGCAGCAGAAUCCCCCAGCAUAUCCAGCACAUGCGCAGUGGCAGCGAGCCCCAGCAUGGAAUGGGACGGCACUUCCGCAGCCGCCCCCGCCCGCACCCCCGCUGCCGAACAUCCUCGACGAGCCAUUGACUCUCGAAAUACCCCCGCAGUCCACUGUAACGGCUCCUCCCAUACCGCCAAACCCGGAAAAGGACGCGCUGCUGAGGCAGCUGGCGCAGACGCUGGCCUCGAUCCGGCAGCGCAGCCGGCAGCAGAACGAGUCAAGCCUGGCGGGGCUCAAGGCUCAGCGGAUCGCGAUGCAGGCAGCGGUGCCGGCCCUGCAGUCGGAAAUGAGCCAGCUGACGCAGCUAUCCAACGUGCUGGCGUCCAAUACCAAUAUCCUCCAUGAAGCUUUGCGCAAGGCGGACGGCGUCAUUGAAGGAUCCAAGAACCACCCGGCGCCGGACAUUGACGAGCUGUUGGUGGCUCCGACGGUGGUGUCGAAUCAGCUCUACAACUUGGUGGCGGAGGAACGCGCGCUCGGGGAUGCCAUAUUCAUGCUAGGGCGUGCCGUGGAGCGCGGGCGCAUCUCUCCCGUCGUGUUUGCCAAGAUGACAAGGUCCCUCGCGCGGGAGUGGUACCUAAAGAAGGCGUUGGUGCGGAAGAUUGGGCAGGGCAUGGGCAUGUCAUCGUAA
Purpureocillium lilacinum is the source of this 1548-nucleotide messenger RNA. RefSeq lists its product as uncharacterized. NCBI's taxonomy places the organism in Eukaryota, Fungi, Ascomycota, Sordariomycetes, Hypocreales, Ophiocordycipitaceae. Gene Ontology annotation, molecular function: ubiquitin binding. The record is from RefSeq and is a predicted model, not a curated record. Gene Ontology annotation, biological process: protein modification process; endosome to lysosome transport; protein transport. Gene Ontology annotation, cellular component: ESCRT I complex.